This is a messenger RNA of Guyanagaster necrorhizus, 2349 nucleotides long. RefSeq lists its product as uncharacterized. NCBI's taxonomy places the organism in Eukaryota, Fungi, Basidiomycota, Agaricomycetes, Agaricales, Physalacriaceae. Gene Ontology annotation, molecular function: mRNA binding; metal ion binding. The coding region runs from base 1 to 2349 and encodes 782 amino acids. The record is from RefSeq and is a predicted model, not a curated record. The transcript is spliced from 4 exons.
AUGACUUCUCUUUCCGAAUCCAACUCUUCUAGCACGGACUCGGCGCUCGGUGGCAACAACCGCUGGCUCUUCAAUGCCAAUGGCCAGCUUGUUGAUGUCAACUCAGAUGCCGGUGCAGCCGGUUGGGACUUGGCGGACGAGAUUGUUCGGCUGAACAUUGGUGACGUCGCUGGGGAAUCGGGAGAUGAUGCACCCAUUCGGACACCCCCAAAGUCCAAAUUAUCCAACACGCUUGUGCAAUUGACGGAAACAAGUCCCUUGGAGACUUCUUCUGCUGACAGCCUCGGCUCUUCUCCUCCCUCUUCCGAGCAUCAGAUCACCAUCUCUCACUCACGAGGGUCGUCAACGGACACUACAGAGUCUAGCUCCCAGGAGUCUGCACUUUCCGCUGCCAGCAACACUAUGCUUUCUCAUUCUCCUCUCAAUAACGGACCACCGAGUGAAUUGAAAGAGCGUCCGCAUUCAUUCAGCGGCGGCCUGUCGAGCGCAGAUUUGCGUCGUCUUCAGCAUGCCGGAGAAGGCCCUGGUUUAGACGUAGUAGACGGUCAACUGCAGCAGCAGUGGCCUCAGUAUCGGGAGUCCGGACCUGCUGGAGAGCAGCUCUCGUACCCUUCACUAGCGAAUAACACCGUCUCUGUUCACCGUCCCCAGGUACAACCUCAUCCGCCACUUUUUGACUAUCGAUCAGCCUCCCAGUCAGUCAUUCCCGGCAGAGAUGAUCUUCAGAUUGACUACAAUCUUCAGCAACGUAACUUCAGCCCUCUUUCGCACACGAGCAUGGGUACCACCGCCCCUGGUGCUGCACCCUCAUAUGUGCAGAACAGACCUAACAACGCCGUCCCCAUUCAGUAUCGUCAGCCUCCGCGCGGAUAUCCCCAGCAACAGGGCCUCAUUCCAAGCCCUCCAGGCAUGCCAUACCCCAGUCAUACCGCUCACAUGUCGCUGGGUAACUCGCAACAGCUUUAUGACAUGAUGUUGACGGGUCCUCCUCAAGACCAUCCUGCGGUAUCUAGAGUCCAACAACAGCAUAACAUUUUCCGAGGCGCGCAUCAUCACUCGGCCUCUGACCCGUCGGCACUUCGAGAUCCAUCGCAACUGCCCUUGAUGGGCGGUAACAUGCAGCCUUACGCCCCGGGCUUGUUCCCACCAGGCAUGGGCGCGCCUCCACCUGCGAUGGCUUUGUAUCCUAAUCAGUUCUAUGGACAAGAUACAUAUGCCCGGCAGGACGCCCAAGUCAUGGCAAGAUUACAGCCACAAUAUACUGGUCCUUAUGGAAUUAUCCCGCCGCAAAUGGACAGUGGUCUUCACAGUCCGAGUAGUGCCACCAGCGGGGGCCAGAAUGGUCCUAGCGCUAACAAUAGAAAGCUGGGUCUCUACAAGACGGAGCUCUGCCGCAGUUGGGAGGAGAAAGGGACGUGUCGAUACGGCGCCAAGUGCCAGUUUGCUCAUGGUGAGGAAGAGCUGAGAAAGGUAUCACGGCAUCCGAAGUAUAAAACCGAAAUCUGCAGGACCUUCUGGGUUUCUGGCUCAUGUCCGUACGGUAAACGAUGCUGCUUCAUCCAUACCGAACUUCCAACAUCUGGCGGCGCCGCUGUUCCUGGUGCCACUCCGGAGAACGCUCCUCCCUCAGCACGCCCCGAUGGUCGUGCCCGCUCAAUGAGCACUAACAGUGAUCCAGCAGAGCCUGUGUCUCUUCUUGCUCGUAUCUCUGCCAAACGUAAUCAAGAACCACCAACGAACAGCUCUACUCCCAUUGACGUUAGCUCUACUAAUGGUUACCAAUUUACGCGCCCGCCGACGGGUUCCCUCAGGGUCGACACUGCACUGGAUGCAUCCACGAUCAAGCAGAACAAGUCCGCUUAUCCGGCAUUUGCGAGUAACGGUGUCCUUCUACCCAGUGCUGAUCAUAACAGAGGUGCCAAGUCGCCCGCACCUGUGACUGCUGGUCCGGACCUCGGCAGACACAAUAAUGCACGGAUCGAGAUAGUGGGUUACAAUCAGCGCAUCAAUCAGAACGGUACACCCCCUACCAAUGCUAGUGUUCGACAUUCGUUCAAUGGCAGCGAGGACGCUUCUUUCACACCGUCCCAGCCUGUUCCUGGACAUUCGUAUACUCUAUCAUCCGGUGAUAAUACAGUGCCUUCAUCCCAACAGCCAUCGCGAGGAAAUGGUCACGUUCGGGCAGGCAGCGCGGGUAAUUGGGGAAGCUUCGCUCGGAGCAACCACUUGUCGUCGGCGUCGUACUCACACGCGCCUACAGCGGCUGGUGAAGCGUCGAUCAAUUCGCCCUGGUCAACAACGGAGCUAACGAUGGGUACAUCCAGACUUCACGAGAAAGCUUGGGCUUGA